GUGUCUCAGAUUUGUGCCUUCUGGGGAUUUAUUUUUCACUCGUUUCCUCGUUUUCGGUGUCGCCACUAGAUUUGAUUUGAUUUGUUUGGGUCUUUAUUUGCUAUUUCCUCCGAAUCGCUCCGUGUCUCCUGCUUUUAACCAAGGAAUGGAAACGGUGCUGCUUUUUGUGGGUGCGGGAAAUGCUCGGGCGUUGUCAUGGAUGAUGACGAUGAUGAAUCCUGUCUCCUUGAUCUUAUUGGGGACCCACAGGCGCUGAAUUAUUUUCUACAUGUACAUAAGCUUCAUUGA
Messenger RNA from Tauraco erythrolophus (red-crested turaco), 288 nucleotides. Lineage: Eukaryota; Metazoa; Chordata; Aves; Musophagiformes; Musophagidae. The record is from RefSeq and is a predicted model, not a curated record.